Ochotona curzoniae (black-lipped pika) is the source of this 936-nucleotide messenger RNA. Its product is annotated as olfactory receptor 2J3-like. NCBI's taxonomy places the organism in Eukaryota, Metazoa, Chordata, Mammalia, Lagomorpha, Ochotonidae. Gene Ontology annotation, molecular function: G protein-coupled receptor activity; olfactory receptor activity. Gene Ontology annotation, cellular component: membrane. Gene Ontology annotation, biological process: G protein-coupled receptor signaling pathway. The record is from RefSeq and is a predicted model, not a curated record.
AUGAAUGAAGAUGGCCAAAUGAACAGUAGUUCUGAAGACUACUUCAUUCUGCUGGGCUUUUCACACUGGCCUCACCUGGAAGUAGCUCUCUUCGUGCUCAUCUUGAUAUUCUACCUGAUGACACUGAUAGGCAACCUGUUCAUCAUCAUCCUGUCGUACCUGGACUCCCACCUGCACACUCCCAUGUACUUCUUCCUCUCCAACCUCUCUUUUCUGGAUCUCUGCUAUACCACCAGCUCCAUCCCUCAGCUGCUGGUCAACCUCUGGGGCCCAGACAAGACCAUCUCCUAUGCUGGCUGCAUGACUCAGCUCUACUUUGUGCUUGCACUGGGGGCCACAGAGUGUGUCCUUCUGGUGGUGAUGUCCUAUGACCGUUAUGCAGCUGUGUGCAGGCCUUUGCAUUACAGUGUCAUCAUGCACCCUCGUUUCUGUCACCUGUUGGCUGUGGCUUCCUGGGUUUGUGGUUUUACCAACUCAGCCCUUCAUUCCCUCUUUACCUUCUGGGUGCCCCUGUGUGGAAAUCGCCAUGUGGAUCAUUUCUUCUGUGAAGUCCCAGCAUUGCUGCAAAUAUCCUGUGUAGAUACUCAUGCUAAUCAGCUGACACUCAUGGUUACAAGUUCUAUAUUUGUGUUAAUACCUUUGCUUCUCAUUUUCACAUCCUAUGGCGCCAUUGCCAGGGCUGUGUUGAGAAUGCAGUCAACCACAGGACUUCAGAAAGUCUUUGGGACAUGUGGUGCCCAUAUUAUGGUUGUUUCCCUGUUUUUCAUUCCAGUCAUGUGUAUAUAUCUCCAGCCACCAACAGAAAAUUCCCAAGAUCAAAGCAAAUUCAUUGCCCUCUUUUACACAGUGGUCACACCUAGCCUUAACCCUUUAAUCUACACCCUGAGAAACAAAGAUGUAAGAGGGGCAGUAAAGAGACUAAUGGGGAGAGAGUAA